Messenger RNA from Mesocestoides corti, 1710 nucleotides. The record is from the annotation of a GenBank genome assembly. NCBI's taxonomy places the organism in Eukaryota, Metazoa, Platyhelminthes, Cestoda, Cyclophyllidea, Mesocestoididae.
AUGACAACAGAACGUCCUCUGCAAGUGGCCACAACUAGCGGCAAAUUCCCCAAAGACCACAUUCCCAGUCUACAACAUUCCAUGUACCCGUCCCAACGAGAACACGUUUCUGACCAGACAAGCAGCGACCAACUACAACAGACAGGGAGUCUAAUGCGCGGCUAUUCCUUUCUCGCAGACCACAUCUACCGGUCAGUCUCGAAUCCCCUUUAUAAACUGGUGCGGACGGUUGAAGAUACAGUUGGCGCAGAAUCCGCCAGCAAGCACCCCGACGAAGGUUUCCAGAGUAGUUACCAGAGCUACCAGGCGACGGUAAAUUUGAAGUUUGAGUCCAAUGGAGGGCUCAGCAGUGAAGGUGCGGGGAAAACGACUGUCCAACCGGUUCACCGACAACAGGGCUUCAACGUCUGGGACGCCAGUGCCGCGAGUAGCGUUCAGCAAUGGUAUCCAAGAGCUGCUGAUGAGGUUCUACAGCCAACAACUGAAGCCUUCAACAACUGGCCUCCUGCGCACAGUGCACAGGGCGAGACUCAAAAGCCAGCAACUCCACCACAGUCGGCGUCGCCUAGCAAGGCCGCAGCCAUAUUUCAUCAGCACCACCAACAGCAAAACAGAUACCAGCAGCAAUACUUCCAGGAAUGGGCUGAUGCUAAUCACUCAGCUACCUCUGCAGUAGCCACAGCCACCGCCUACUACCCGCAGUUUGAUGAGACCGCGGGAAUUGGCGGUGGCACUCCUACGUCACCACGAGUUAACGAUGAGGCUUCUUUCCCACAAACAACCAGUAAUGGUGGGGACGCGCCGGCCUGCCCUGGGUGUUGCAUUCCUCCCUCGGCACCGUCUGCUUACCCAGAGACCGGAGGUGAAUUGCAAAGUGGCCUGUGUCUUGUCGACCCAAUGCGUGCCCUUCCGCGAUACCUCACAACGGGUCUUUGGCCGCCUGUCAUCGGUCCAGCGAAGCUGGAGUGGAGCGGCAGCUCGGGUGUUAGCGAUGACGACGCACGCCUGCUCGAUAUGAAUCGCUUCUAUGGGGACGGGAGCUAUCGCAUGCCGGGCGCUGCGGCGGCAGCCGUCUAUCCGGGCUAUGGAGGGGGAAUGCAGGACACGAAGGACUUCUUUUUUACGUCUUCUCGAUACACAACAGUACAGGACGCUACGUUCAGACACAAAGUAGAGGCGCAUAGACUGUCUGUCACGGCAGUUGACUGUGAUCCCCAAGAACUGGAGGCCUUCGCGGAGCGAUUUAAGCAGCGCAGAAUCAAACUAGGGGUGACACAGGCGGACGUAGGCAAGGCCCUGGGCCGUCUCAAUCUAGCCGGUGUCGGCUCUUUCUCGCAGUCCACCAUUUGUCGUUUUGAGUCGCUUACCCUGAGCCACAACAAUAUGCUCGCUCUAAAACCGAUCUUGCAAGCCUGGCUGGACGAAGCGGAGCAGGAGGCUGCGGCGCGACAAAAAAACCCCAAUGCCUACGACCCAGACGAGGACGACAAGAAGAGGAAGCGCACCUCCAUAACAGAUCCCGAGAAGCGAUCUCUGGAGGCGUUCUUCGGAAUCCAACCAAGACCCUCAAGUGAAAAGAUUGCCCAGAUAGCUGAAAAAUUGAAUCUCAAGAAGAAUGUGGUGCGCGUCUGGUUCUGCAACCAGAGACAGAAACAGAAGCGAAUGAAGUUCUCGACGGUUGGAUUGUUGCACCAAGUGAACGGGAUGUAA